AAACUGCUGACCGGGGUGACGUGCUCGGUGCCGAGGUCACACGCGAACAUGGCGGGUCGGGACCGAGUCGUUCACCUGCUCAGGCAGCUGCAGCGCGCGGCGUGCAGAUGUCCUGCUCACUCCAGCACCUUCCACCAGGAUGUUGGAGCUGUUCCCUGCACAGUCCGGAAAACCGACUAUGCCUUCGAGAUGGCGAGUACCAGCAUCCGCUAUGGAGGAGGAGUCAGCAGAGAGAUCGGCAUGGACCUGCAGAACCUCGGGGCUAAGAACGUCUGCGUGAUGACGGACAGGAACUUGUCCCGCCUCCCUCCAGUGAAGGCUGUCCUCGAGUCUCUGGUGAAGAACAGAGUCGAGUACAAAGUGUACGACGACGUCCGGGUCGAACCCACAGACUCCAGCUUUAAAGAUGCCAUCUCCUUCGCUAAGAACAACUCCUUCGACGUGUUCGUGGCGGUGGGUGGCGGCUCAGUGAUCGACACAUGUAAAGCGGCCAAUCUGUACGCGUGUCACCCCGACGCUGACUUCUUGGACUUUGUCAAUGCUCCAAUUGGGAAAGGGAAGCCAGUGGGCGGAGCCGUGAAGCCGCUGGUCGCAGUUCCCACGACUGCAGGCACCGGCAGCGAAACCACCGGGGUCGCCAUCUUCGACUACGAACCCCUGAAAGCCAAAACAGGUAUCGCCAGCAGAGCCAUCAGACCCACGCUAGGCAUCGUGGACCCGCUGCACACACUGAGCAUGCCCGAGAGAGUCGCCGCUAACAGCGGCUUCGACGUCCUCUGCCACGCUCUGGAGUCGUACACCGCACUGCCCUACGACCAGAGGAGCCCCUGCCCCACCAACCCCAUCAACCGUCCCGCCUACCAGGGCAGCAACCCCAUCAGUGACGUCUGGUCCCGCCACGCCCUCCACAUAGUCGCCAAGUACAUGAAACGAGCUGUGCGGGACCCCGAGGACCUGGAGGCUCGGUCCAGCAUGCAUUUGGCCAGCGUGUUUGCCGGGAUCGGCUUUGGGAAUGCCGGCGUUCACCUGUGUCACGGGAUGUCCUAUCCCAUCGCAGGAAACGUCAAGAGUCACUCAGCCAAGGGCUACAACGUGGAGCACCCCCUGGUGCCUCAUGGACUCUCCGUCGUCCUCACGUCUCCGGCCGUCUUCAACUUCACGGCCCCAAUGUGUCCGGAGCGCCACCUGGAGGCCGCAGAGAUCCUCGGUGCAGAUAUCCGGCAGGUGAAGCCGGAGGAUGCGGGUUCAGUUUUGGCCGACAUGCUGCGUCAGCUCCUGUUUGAGCUGCAGGUGGAGGACGGACUGGGAGCUGUAGGAUACACCAAAGACGACAUCCCAGCGCUGGUGAAAGGAACCAUCCCUCAGGAGCGAGUGACCAAACUGUCCCCCAGAGCGCACACAGAGGAGGACCUUAGCCGGCUGUUUGAGGCCUCCAUGAAGCUGUACUGAGCUCAGCUGCAGUCCCUCCCCCAGCCACCAGAGGACGCUGUUCCCUGACUGUUAAACCCCUCCUAGGCUCCCAGUCAGCAGUUUAAGCUUUGAUUAUUGAAGAUUUGAUGGAAAUAAUGAAGAUGAAACAGUUUUUCUCAUGUUUAAUCUGUUUAAUCUAACAAACAGAGAAAUAAUUUUGUAAAAUCCAGCUUCACAGGAAAAUAUCAGUUGUGUUUUAGAUGUACGAUUGUGUGUUUCUGCCGCAGAAACUGAUUCUCUCUGCUUUGAAAUGUGAUUAGGAGUCGUUAUAUCCUGAUGAGUUGCUGGAUUUGGAAGCAGUUUUUCAGCUCAUGUUCAAAUAAAGAAUGAGGAGCAGUUUAUGGUUUUAUUUUUACUGAUGAUCGAUUAAAUCUGUGAGAACUUGA
Messenger RNA from Archocentrus centrarchus (flier cichlid), 1856 nucleotides. RefSeq names its product alcohol dehydrogenase iron containing 1 (gene adhfe1). The transcript is spliced from 14 exons. The coding region runs from base 49 to 1449 and encodes 466 amino acids. NCBI's taxonomy places the organism in Eukaryota, Metazoa, Chordata, Actinopteri, Cichliformes, Cichlidae. Gene Ontology annotation, cellular component: mitochondrion. Gene Ontology annotation, molecular function: metal ion binding; alcohol dehydrogenase (NAD+) activity. The record is from RefSeq and is a predicted model, not a curated record.